AUCUUAUUAUUCUAAUAAGCUUGUCUGUACCUAAAACUAUAACAUGUCUGAGUUUUUGCAGUUGACUCAUUGAGUUUGCAUCUAUCUAUGGCUAUGGCUAUGGCUAAACCCCAUCACCUCAUUCUCCUCCUUCUUCUCCUCUUCACCACUCUACAUUCUUCUGCUUCACCCUCAAAUCACAUCUACAACGUUGCUGAUAAUGUCCCAUUUUUCGUCAACAAACUAGGACCCUUAAACAAUCCCAGUGAAACAUAUGAAUACUAUGAAUUACCAUUCUGCAAUCCAGACCCAAUUGUGAAAGAGAAAGAAUCCCUUGGCGAAGUACUCAAUGGCGAUCGUUUAAGCAAUGGUUUGUAUGAGUUUAAGUUUAGGGAAGAUAAGAUUGAUGAAACAUUGUGUCAAAAGAAGCUUACAAUUGAUGAAAUUGGAAGCUUUAAGGAAGCUAUAAAUAGUGAAUUUUACUUCCAGUUUUAUUUGGAUGAUCUUCCAUUUUGGGGGUUUAUUGGGAAACUUGAAGAUCAAAAUUUGAUUCAUGGUGGGGGAGGAUCAAAUUAUUACCUUUUUACACAUGUUCAAUUUGAUGUUCUUUACAAUGGGAAUCGAGUUGUAGAAGUUAAAGCAUUUGGUGAUCCGAAUCGUGCUGUUGAUAUAACCAAAGAUGUUGUUAUUGAUGUUAAGUUCACUUAUUCUGUUAUCUGGAAUGCCACUGAGCGUCAGUUUGAGAACAGGAUGGGUAGAUACUCGAAAGCUUCAUUGCUUCCUAUGUAUCGUCAAGUUCAUUGGUUCUCAUUCAUUAACUCCAUUGUCAUCAUUUUGCUUUUGAUCGGUUUGCUUGCCUUGCUAUAUACGAGACAUUUGAAGAGUGAUUUGAAAAAGUAUUCUAAUGCAAAUGAAGAAGAUAGAGAGGUUGGUUGGAAGUCCAUUCAUGGUGAUGUAUUCAAACAUCCUCCAAACUCGUCCUUGUUUUUCGCUGUUGUGGGAACGGGUACCCAAUUGCUAAUCUUGCUUUCUUUUCUACUGUUUCUUGCAUUUAUUGGUACCCUCUAUCCAUACAAUCGUGGCGGACUCUCAAAUUGUCUUGUCCUUCUAUUCACUCUUUCAUCUGUUUUUGCUGGGUAUUCAACAGCAUCUUUCCAUGGCCAAUUUGCUGAGAAUGGAUGGGAGAGGAGUGUUGGUCUAGCAGGGAUUCUUUACAUUGGACCAGUGUUUGUUAUAGUCUCAAUCCUCAACAUUAUUGCAAUAUCGUACAGGGUUACAGCUGGACUCCCAUUGGGCUCCAUUAUUGUGAUUCUUAGUUUAUAUGCAUUUGUCGCAAUCCCUUUGCUUGCAUUCGGUGGAGUAAUUGGAUACCGUUUUAGGUCUGUGUUUCAGCGCCCCUCUGCAACAAAGAGAUAUCCGAAAGAGAUUCAACAGCUUUCUUGGUACAGGAGAACACCAUUUCAAAUGUUUAUUGGAGGUUUUGUGCCUUUUAGUGCAAUUGUCCUGCAAUUACAUCAGGUGUAUGCUAGUAUGUGGGGUUACAAAAUAUACACACUUCCUGGCAUUUUGGUUGCCACACUCAUCACCGUCGUUGUGAUUGUUGCGCUCGUAAAUAUUGGCUUGACGUACAUUCAACUAUCUGUCGAAGACCAUGAAUGGUGGUGGAGAUCUGUGCUGUGUGGUGGUUCAACGGCCAUUUUCAUGUUCGGGUAUGGUAUCUACUUCUAUGCAAGAUCAACAAUGAGUGGAUUCUUACAACUAUCUUUCUUUCUUGGCUACAACGCAUGCAUAUGCUAUGCUUUCUUCCUGAUAUUUGGUACCAUCAGUUUCCGAGUUUCGUUGCUAUUUGUUCGCCAUAUAUACCACAAUGUUAAAAGAGAGUGAGUCACCAAUAUCAAGCACAAAGCAACAUUUGUUACAUUACAUCAAAGAUGAACUCUUCUCUUUGGAAAGUGAAGUCUACACUCAACAAGGACAUUUGUGCUGGAAUUGUAUGCUCUAUUGAUUUUCACCCAAAUCAAUACUAAAUUCAUGACUUGGAAGAGCAUUGGGGAAGAGGUGAGUAGAAUGAUAGAGGAUAGGUUGUUAUAAUUGGAAAUCAUGUGAAUUAAGUCCCCAAGUUGUCUAUGAUAAAAACAUGUUUGGUUGCACAUUAACAUGCUUCCGCUGGGGGUCUAUUGACCGCUCUAAAGUGUGUAUUUGGUUCGAGUGAAAAUUGAAUCAAUUUUAAGUCUUCAGAAUCACUUUUGGCUUCUUACAAAAGUGAAUUCAAACAGGCACAAAGUGUGUUUGGAAAUUUGGCAAAUCAAGGUCACACCGCACAGUGAAUUAAAAGCUUCUAUGAAUUGCGGCCAAAGUUGUAUCAGUAUGCGAGAAAGUGGCUCUAAACAUGUUAUGAAACUCACUAGAAGUGUUGCUUUUGAUUCAGUGUGCGGUGGCACUGCAUUUUUGGUCUUUUCCAAAUGCAUGCAAGACAUGAAAAACUUCAUAAAUAUGAACAACCUAAAGCCAUUUCCUUGGUUCUAUUAAUUUAA
Molecule: messenger RNA, 2513 nt
Organism: Trifolium pratense (red clover)
Lineage: Eukaryota; Viridiplantae; Streptophyta; Magnoliopsida; Fabales; Fabaceae
Product: transmembrane 9 superfamily member 5
Exons: 7
Coding region: 88-1863 (591 amino acids)
Biological process (GO): protein localization to membrane
Cellular component (GO): membrane
Source: RefSeq, a predicted model, not a curated record